Momordica charantia (bitter melon) is the source of this 1730-nucleotide messenger RNA. Its product is annotated as tudor domain protein (DUF1767). The record is from RefSeq and is a predicted model, not a curated record. Gene Ontology annotation, cellular component: nucleus. NCBI's taxonomy places the organism in Eukaryota, Viridiplantae, Streptophyta, Magnoliopsida, Cucurbitales, Cucurbitaceae.
UCUUUAGAAGGAUUUCCCACGGAAAUGUUCGAAGGAAUCGGACCGGUUAGUGAAGGCAAGUGCAAAUUUCAGCCAAGGCGCGUAAUCACAUGGAGACGACGACGGAUAAUUCCGUCGCUGUGCUUGAAACAUUACGAGCGAGAGGAUGGAGUUUCGGCGAUUUGGACGAAGUUAGGGGCGUAAUCAUGAUCAGUAGCGCCUUGGCCGAUGAUCCGAGCUCGGUGGUUGAUUCGGUGGAGUUGGAGCUCUUAAACAUGGACCUCAGGUCAUUUGGGGGCAAGUCAUUGCCUGAACCUUCUCUUCUUCGCAAGUCUUCUCGUAUUCUCGGCCCUAUUGUUCUCCAGAUAUCAUCUGUAAGAGACAUAUCGCGAAGCAGCCUAGAUGGUAUGUUGAAGGCUUCUAGUGGUCACCGUCUCCUACGGUUCGGUCUCAGUGAUGGACACUCUGAGAUUACUGCUAUAGAGUAUUCUCAUAUACCAUCUGUUCUUGAAGAUAUUCCUCCUGGCACCAAGGUCCGUCUGGAAAAUAAAUCUCCUGUGUAUGGUGGAAUUGUAUGUUUAAGUUCAAAGGGGUUAACUGUGCUUGGAGGUAUGGUUCCAACACUUUAUGAAGAAUGGAAAAUGAACCAAAAAUACUCUGGUUUAUCUCGUGCAUCUGUAAGGUUAUCUCAAGGAGGAGAUGUCGAUGGUCCUCCUCCAUUUGAGAAGUUGCAAGUUGGGGCUCCACGUAAAUUUAGUCAGAAGGAAAAAUCUUCAUAUCAACAGGAGUCGUCCUCAAAGAGCAACACGCCGACUGCUGAUUCAGGGAAUAUUGGAAGUAAAUCAACUACAUUGCAGCAAAGUAUAGAUGUGAAAGCUACCAAUUCUGUCAAUUCUGCUUCCGGUGUAGAAAAGCUUGAAGAAAAACCUAGUAGCUCUGAAACAAGACCAAAGGAAGUUGUGGAAGCUGUUCCUGUUCAAAAUCAGGCCGCCUCUCAGAAACUACUCCACAAAAUGAGUCAACAAGAUGGAAACCAUCGGCAUUUCAAUAAUAGAAAGCACAGGGGAAAGGGCAGAAUGGAAGAUCCGGUGGUCUAUACUCUAGAAGAAUAUGAAAGGAGAAAAUCUGGGACAAAUCAAAUACCAAAAAAUGCAUCUUCCUAUACGAGUCAUGAUGAGCAACUUGCAUGGCAGCUUCAAAAUCAAUUUGAUUUGGAAGAUUCUCAUGUACAAGAGAGCGCAAGCAGAGCGAAUGCGGAACAUUUAAGAAUGAGCAUUUUCAACUACGAAAGAGAUACAUACACAGCACAUGAUGGUGGGAGAGGAAGGGGAAGGGGAGGAGGAAGAGGGAGGAGAGGAAGAGGACGGGGAAGAGGAAGGUAUUUUUGAGAAUCUCACCAUCCACACAAAUGUUUUAUCUUCAAUUCUUCAUAUUUCAUGAUGAAUUCUCAAGUUCUGUUAUUAGGCUGGGCUCUAACUUGUUUGUUUGAGCAUUUUGUUGCUAAGUUUUUGCUUAGGUUUAGAGAACUGGUGAAUAGCCAUAAUUUUGUUAAUUUAGUUGGAUUACCUAUUUGGAUUGGUACCUACUCAUGAUAGUUCAACCAGUGAAGUUCAAAUGAUGUAAGAUAUCAUUUUGGUUUUUUUUUUGUUUGUGAAACAGAUGUCAUUUUGGAUUUGAAUGGGCCAACUUGUGCGUACAGCUUUAUUUGGUUGUACAUUUGUUAAUAAAGAGAGAGUUGCAUGGUUGCUUCA